Messenger RNA from Malaya genurostris, 781 nucleotides. It is a transcript of the gene Bka, whose product is annotated as rRNA-processing protein FCF1 homolog. The transcript has 2 exons. The coding region runs from base 137 to 748 and encodes 203 amino acids. Gene Ontology annotation, cellular component: nucleolus; small-subunit processome. The record is from RefSeq and is a predicted model, not a curated record. NCBI's taxonomy places the organism in Eukaryota, Metazoa, Arthropoda, Insecta, Diptera, Culicidae.
AUUAUAUCAGAAUUUGCGAUGAUUUCGAUAGUACAAAAAUCAACAAAACACAUGUGCUGAUGUGAAUUUCUGGCUGUUUUAUUAAAACGUUGAAUUAAUAUUCUUUCUAUUUUAGUUGUGUAGUUAGAAAAGCAAAAUGGGCAAGAAGUUGCAACUAAAGCGGCUACAAUCGCAGCGUUCAGCACAACUGAAAAGAAUGAUCAAAACAACCGAUAGCCGACUCAAAGCAGCCGAUCGUGAUGUUCGAAAAAAGAAAAAAUCUGAGGAAACAGAGCGGAAGCCUAUUGAGAAGCCUCAGGUUAGCUCAGCCAUGUUCUUCCAGUAUAACACUCAACUCGGACCGCCGUAUCAUAUUUUGGUCGACACAAAUUUCAUCAACUUUAGCAUAAAAAACAAACUUGACAUCGUCAAAACGAUGAUGGACUGUUUGUACGCCAAGUGUAUCCCGUACGUUACGGAUUGCGUUGUGGGCGAACUGGAAAAGCUAGGUUCGAAGUAUAAACUGGCACUACGAAUCAUAAAGGACUCACGUUUCGAGCGGAUCAAAUGCAUGCACCGGGGAACCUAUGCCGACGAUUGCUUGGUGCAGAGAGUCACCCAGCAUAAAUGCUACAUCGUGGCCACCAACGAUAAGGACUUGAAACGACGGAUCCGAAAGAUUCCCGGGGUGCCCAUCAUGAAUGUGGCUCUGAACCGGUACGUGAUCGAACGGAUGCCGGAUGCUUUCGAACCGAUGGCAAAGAAAUAAAUGAUGAAUAUAACAUAUUUUAUGAGACUGUAA